Molecule: messenger RNA, 774 nt
Organism: Guillardia theta CCMP2712
Lineage: Eukaryota; Cryptophyceae; Pyrenomonadales; Geminigeraceae
Exons: 8
Coding region: 1-774 (257 amino acids)
Source: RefSeq, a predicted model, not a curated record
AUGGCGGCGCUUGUAGCGGCCAUGGCGACUUCCGCCAGUGCGUUCAUCGCAGGACUGAGUGGCGCGAGGACAUGCGCGCUCCCUGCCUCUCUCUCUCCUCUCAUCAGCAGCAAGCUUUCUCCUGCUCCAGUUGCAGGCGGGACAUUUUGGCGUCUUGGAGCCACUGGCCAUCGAAGGACAAGGAUUCUGUCCUUGAACGCAGAGGACGAGGAAAAGCCGAUCAUUCCCGACUCCAAAACGAUGGGGCAGAACAUCGGCAGGGCUCUCAGCGGAGCGACUAAGUCGUGGGAUGCCAUCGGAGAGAGUCUGGGGGUAGAGGAGGAGGAGGAGGCGGUCGAAGAGCCCAAGACAGGCAAGGAUGCGCUGUUUGGAGGAAGAGAACAAAAGAUCUUCGAGGCCAUGGAAAAAGAUCUACAAGAGAGCGAAGGAGGCGAGUCGGAGGAGCUGCCCGAGUGCCCUGAGCCGAUCUUGUUCGCAGCCGAAGAUUUCGAGAAGUCAGUGUGGAGGAUUCAAGUGGAGAAGAGCGGGAACUGGUUCACCGGCAACUACGUUCCGUCGGACUUCAGGGUCGCGUUUUCUUCGGCAGACGACGGGCUGGUGGAGUACGGGGGUGACCCUUUCACCAAGGGCAAGUGGUACUGCGACGGCAGCAGCGUCUACUUCGACCGCAGACCCUUCGCUGCCCUCGGCCCCCUCGGCCCGGGCUGCGAAUAUUUUCGUGCGACUCUCCAGGGGUGGGCCAACGACGAGCUGCAGCUGCAGAGCGCCGGGUAG